Micropterus salmoides (largemouth bass) is the source of this 885-nucleotide messenger RNA. RefSeq names its product myosin, light chain 2b, regulatory, cardiac, slow (gene myl2b). Gene Ontology annotation, biological process: cardiac muscle contraction; heart development; muscle cell fate specification. The transcript has 7 exons. Gene Ontology annotation, cellular component: myofibril; cytoplasm. Gene Ontology annotation, molecular function: calcium ion binding. NCBI's taxonomy places the organism in Eukaryota, Metazoa, Chordata, Actinopteri, Centrarchiformes, Centrarchidae. The record is from RefSeq and is a predicted model, not a curated record. The coding region runs from base 89 to 595 and encodes 168 amino acids.
UUAUGGAGGGGAGAGUAUAUCUACCCCUCAUUUUGUGUGCCGCUCCAUCAUAAAGCAGCAAGGAUACUCAUCUAGCUACCACUGAAACAUGGCCCCGAAGAAAGCAAAGAAGAGAGCCGAGGGAGCCGGCUCCAAUGUGUUCUCCAUGUUUGAACAGGCCCAGAUCCAGGAGUUCAAAGAAGCUUUCACUAUCAUGGACCAAAACAGAGACGGUUUCAUUGACAAGAACGACCUGAGAGACACUUUUGCAGCUUUAGGCCGUUUAAAUGUCAAGCAAGAAGAGAUUGAUGAGAUGCUGAAGGAGGCACCAGGACCGAUUAAUUUCACAGUCUUUCUCACCAUGUUUGGAGAGAAGCUUAAAGGCGCUGACCCGGAGGAGACCAUCCUCAACGCUUUCAAAGUCUUUGAUCCUGAGGGAAAAGGAUCGUUAAAGAAAGACUUCGUGACAGAGAUGCUAACAACCCAGGCAGACAGGUUCUCCCCCGAAGAGAUGGAACAGAUGUUUGCGGCUUUUCCACCAGAUGUGGCAGGAAAUCUGGACUACAAUAACCUGGUCCACGUCAUCACACAUGGUGAAGAGAAAGACCAAGAAUAGAUUUGUUAUUCCUGAGAUUGCACUCUGGACAUUUAAACCAAUGGGUCAUGUUUGAGCGACAUGUGUGCAUGAUCACACAUGACUACUGCAGAAAUUCAAAGCUAAAAAUAACUAUUUCACAUUUCAGCUUCAGUUUGUUGAAUUACAUACUUGUUUAUGGAUGCAUUAAUUGAGUAUGAAUUUAAAUGUUAUAGUAUGUAUAGUUCUGUCUAUUACACUGUGUACAUGUAUUUGCUUCUCUUAAUAUGUAAUAGGUGAAAUUAAAAGUUUAUGUGACCACAGAAAAGGAA